Molecule: messenger RNA, 5171 nt
Organism: Cyprinus carpio (common carp)
Lineage: Eukaryota; Metazoa; Chordata; Actinopteri; Cypriniformes; Cyprinidae
Gene: thsd7aa
Product: thrombospondin, type I, domain containing 7Aa
Exons: 28
Coding region: 1-5064 (1687 amino acids)
Biological process (GO): actin cytoskeleton organization
Cellular component (GO): plasma membrane
Source: RefSeq, a predicted model, not a curated record
AUGGGACCAUGGGGUAGGUGCAUGGGCAGCGAGUGUGGUCCGGGAGGAAGUCAAAGCCGAGCGGUUUGGUGUGCCCAUUCUGAAGGCUGGACCACGUUACACACCAACUGCCAGCAAUCGGAGCGGCCCAGCAACCAACAGAAUUGCUUCCGGGUGUGCGAUUGGCACAAAGAGAUUUACGACUGGCAGCUAGGGGCCUGGAACCAGUGCAUGCCAGUGUCUAUGCGCAGUGCGGGCAUGCCAAGGCCAGCGGUGUGCACUCGAGGCGAAGAGGGCAUCCAGACGCGGGAAGUGGGCUGCGUGCACAAAUCGGAUGCUGUUCCCGCAGAAGAUGCCAUCUGCGAGUACUUUGAGCCCAAGCCACGGUUAGAGCAGGCCUGCCUAAUCCCAUGCCCACACAACUGCGUAGUGUCCGAAUUCUCCCCAUGGACGUCCUGCUCCAAGAGUUGUGGGAUGGGUCUGCAGAACCGCUUGCGAUGGGUUCUAGCCCCGCCCCUUUUUGGCGGAUCGGCUUGCCCUAACCUCACAGAGUUCCGCACCUGCCAGCCAGGCCCCUGCGAGGGUGAGGAGAGCCUGCACAGCCUGAGGGUGGGACCUUGGGGCCCCUGCAUGGCUUCACCUAUACGACAGACCCGAGAAGCCAGAGAGCCCAAACCUGAACGGAAAGCAAAGCGGGACCGGCAGGCCAGGCAGGAACGCCAGGGCAAGCGUCGCAAAAACAAAGAGAAAAAGGAGGUGAAGGAAAACAAAGGAGAACGUGUGAAAGACAGGGUCAGGGUAAAGGGAAGGAUGAGGGACCCUGAGACCCGAGAGCUCAUCAAAAAGAAGAGGACGAGGAAUCGUCAGAACCGCCAGGGCUUGAAGUUCUGGGACCUGCAGGUGGGCUACCAGACCCGGGAGGUGACGUGUGUUCACCGAAGCGGAAGCACAGCGGCACUCAGCCAGUGUAACCAGCAGACUCUUCCUGUGACAUAUCAAGCGUGUGUCAUCCCAAAGGACUGUGAAGUGACCGAGUGGUCGGACUGGUCUGCCUGCUCAAAGGAGUGCUAUGAUCUGAAUGGGCGUAUGGGACAGAGGACACGCACACGUCAGGUGAAGCAGUUCCCAAUGGGUGGAAGAGCCGAGUGUCCUGAGCUGGAGGAGACUGAACCGUGUUAUCCUCAAGGAGAAGAAAUCCCGCCAUGUAUAGUGUAUAAUUGGCGAACCACAGAGUGGAGCGAAUGCAGGGUGGAUGUGCUCCUUAGCCAACAGGACCGUCGCCGGAGUAACCAGACAGGGCUCUGUGGAGGCGGGGUUCAAACCAGGGAGGUCUACUGCGUUCAAGCCCCCUCCGAAACCUCAUCUAACCUCAGCUCCCUCAAGAGCAAAGACGCCUUGCGGCCAGUGAACAGUGACCUGUGUCUGGGCGUUUCUCCCAACACCACCCAGCUCUGCCAUAUUCCCUGCCCUGUGGAGUGUGAGGUGUCCUCCUGGAGCGCAUGGGGGCCCUGCACCUUUGAAAACUGUCAGGAUCAGUCCACAAAGAAAGGUUUCAAACUGAGGAAAAGGAAAAUCAUGAAUGAGCCCACAGGUGGCACAGGAAAUUGCCCCCACCUGACGGAGGCAAUUCCCUGUGAGGAGCCCAGUUGCUAUGAAUGGCUGCUGGUGAAGCUGGAGGAGUGUGUGCCUGACAAUGCCAAAGCAUGUGGACCGGGAACCCAGAACCCACAAGUACAGUGCAUCAACAGUGACGGUGAAUACGUGGACAGGCAGCUGUGCCGGGAUGCCAUUCUUCCCAUGCCUGUGCUGUGUGAGGUGCCCUGCCCCAAAGACUGUGUGCUCAGUCCCUGGACUUCAUGGUCUCUGUGCUCCAAUACCUGCUCAGGGAAGAACUCAGAGGGCAAGCAGACCAGAUCACGCUCCAUUCUGGCCUACAAUGCUGGGGAUGGUGGAGGUCAGUGCCCCAACAGCAGCUCCUUGCAAGAGGUCCGCAACUGCAAUGAUCAUCCCUGCACUGUGUACCACUGGCAGACGGGGCCCUGGGGUCAGUGCAUAGAGGACACCUCCGUUCCGUCUGCCAACAGCUCGCUCAGCCGCACAGGAGCAGGAGUCGGCACUAAUGAGGCAUUCAUCCAAACUCGAAAACACACUCGUAAACUCAUCAAUGUCCGCCACAAUCCACCCAAAAAGUGCCCAGAGAGUCUGCGUCCAGAUACUGUAAGACCGUGUCUUUUGCCCUGCAAGAGAGACUGCAUUGUCACUCCGUACAGUGAUUGGACACCCUGCCCUUCCACCUGCCAGACAGGUGGUGUCAUCAAAAAGAAGCAAUCAAGGAAACGCAUUAUCAUUCAGCUUCCAGCUAACGGGGGCCAAGACUGUCCAGAAGUGCUCUUCCAGGAGAAGGAAUGUGAUGCCUCAUCUGUUUGUCCAGGCUACAGGUGGAAAACCCACAAGUGGCGCAGGUGUCAGCUGGUGCCCUGGACCAUUCGUCAGGACAGUCCUGGAGCACAAGAGACUUGUGGACCAGGACUACAGGCUAGAGCCGUUUCGUGUAAAAAGUUGGAUGGUGGACCUGCAGACGUCGCAGCCUGUCUUAAAUUUGCAGGUCCUAUGCCUCAACUCACUCAGUCCUGCCAGCUUCCAUGUCAGGAUGACUGCCAGCUGACUACCUGGUCCAAAUUCUCAUCCUGCACCGCAGAUUGUGUGGAUGUCCGAACUAGGAAAAGGACUCUUGUUGGUAAAAGCAAAAAGAGAGAACAAUGUAAAAACACACAGAUGUAUCCUCUGAGCGAAACCCAGUACUGCCCCUGCAACAAGUACAAUGCCCAGCCCGUGGGGAACUGGUCCGACUGCAUCCUGCCCGAGGGUGGGCGAGUAGAGGGCCUUCUGGGUAUGAAAGUGCAAGGUGAUAUCAAGGAGUGUGGCCAGGGUUACCGGUUUCAAGCCAUGGUGUGCUAUGACCAGGACAACCGCCUCGUGGAGACGUCACGCUGCAACAGUCACGGUUACAUAGAGGAAGCGUGUAUCAUCCCAUGUCCAUCUGACUGUAAGCUCAGCGAGUGGUCAAACUGGUCCCGUUGCAGUAAGUCCUGUGGCAGUGGAGUCAAAGUACGGUCCAAGUGGCUUCGGGAGAAACCUUAUAAUGGUGGCAGACCCUGCCCCAAACUGGACCAUGUCAAUCAGGCUCAGGUGUAUGAAGUGGUACCAUGUCUGAGCGACUGCAGUCAGUAUGUCUGGGUGGCUGAGCCAUGGAGCAUCUGGAAGGUCAGUAAUGUUGAUCUGAAGGAGAACUGCGGGGAUGGUGUACAGACGAGGAAAGUCAGGUGCAUGCAGAACACUGUUGAUGGACCUUCAGACCCUGUAGAAGACUAUCUCUGUGAUCCAGAGGAGAUGCCGCUUGGAGCCAGAGAGAGCAAGUUGCCCUGUCCUGGGGACUGUGUUUUAACUGACUGGGGCCCUUGGAGUCGAUGCCCAUUGCCAUGCAAUGUGAAUAGUACAAGGCAGAGGACCGCCAGCCCUAUACGUCAGCCUGGGGAAGAGAAACAGUGUCCUUCAACUACAAAGAAAGAAACAUGCACCCUGAACACCAACUGCUUCCAUUACUCCUAUAAUAUUACAGACUGGAGCACAUGUCAGCUGAGUGAACGAGCCGUAUGUGGGGUUGGAUUCAAAACACGCAUGCUUGAUUGUGUUCGCAGUGAUGGCAAGUCUGUGGACCUCAAGUUUUGCGAGGAGCUUGGUCUCGAGAAAAAAUGGCAGAUGAAUGCUUCCUGUGUGGUCGAGUGCCCUGUCAACUGCCAGCUGUCUGAUUGGUCGUCCUGGUCUGAAUGCUCUCACACCUGUGGUCUUGCAGGUAAGCCAACACUUCAUGUUGAAGACCUUGAUUUGAAGUUGGGUAUAUGCCAGAACACUGUAAAAAUUCACAGUUUUUCAUGGAGCUUCACAGAGGAUUCUCCAAAGGGAUGGUCCAUCACGGCAGACUGCAGCAAAGAUGAAUUGCAUCUGGUGCUCAUGGAGAAGGACACCCUGCUACAGCUGGAGAUACAGCGCCCCUUCCCCAUUAAACCCUGCUACAGCUGGAGAUACAGCGCCUGGUCUCCAUGCAAAUCUGAGGGUGCACGGUGUGGGGAGGGUCUGCGCUUCAGGAACGUGUCCUGCUUUGUGUCUGAUGGCUCAGGGAAGGAUCCGGGCAGUAUGGUGGAUGAGGAACUGUGUGGAGACCUGGAGCAGACAGUGGAUGGGGACAAACAGAUCAUCCUGCAGGAGUCCUGCACGGUGCCCUGUCCAGGUGAGUGUUACCUGACAGAAUGGACAGUGUGGAGCCCGUGUCAGCUGAGCUGUAUCAGCGGGGACGAUCUGGGAUUCGGUUCAGUGCAGGUGCGUUCUCGUGCUGUUCUAGCCCAGGAACCUGAGAACCUUCUUCAGUGCCCAGAACAGGAAUGGGAACCCAGGCCAUGCACAGAGGGCAAGUGUUUUGAGUACAAAUGGAUGACCGGUCCAUGGAAAGGCUCAUCUCGACAUGUCUGGUGCCAGCGAUAUAAAAAUUUGAACUCCUUGCCUGCAGGAGGAUGCCCAUUGACAAGCGAGCCGGUAUCUGACAGGUCAUGUGACCCAGCCUGCGACAAACUUCGCUCCUACUGCACUGAGGCUGGAGUAUGCGGCUGCGAUGAGGGUUACACUGAGGUGAUGACUUCUGAUGGAGUAUUGGACCAGUGCACGGUCAUACCGGUGCUUGAGAUCCCCACCGCAGGAGACAGUAAGGCUGACGUGAAGACGAUCAGAGCCCUCAACCCCACUCAGCCCACCGCCAACCUGCCAGGCCGCUCCGGACGCACCUGGUUCCUCCAGCCCUUCGGACCCGAUGGCACACUGAAGACCUGGGUGUAUGGUGUGGCAGCUGGAGCUUUUGUACUGCUAGUGUUCAUUGUCUCUAUGACUUACUUAGCCUGUUUUUGUAUCCUGGCCCGGCGCUCUCCUCCGAGCCCGGACCCUUCCAUUACCUCUGUGGUUUGGGUCGGACCCAACGACCAAGAGCUGAUAUAUACCUGCCCUGACUGUCAGCGCAUUGAGACUCAGUUCAACUAGAGCUCUCUGCUCAGCCCCUUCCCUCAUGUCCAAUCAUGUCCAUCACCUGUGCCUUCUCACUGUCACAUGUGCCUUUCUGACCAAUCACAUGGAGCUGUUUGGUGGAG